Closterium sp. Yama58-4 is the source of this 1938-nucleotide messenger RNA. The record is from the annotation of a GenBank genome assembly. NCBI's taxonomy places the organism in Eukaryota, Viridiplantae, Streptophyta, Zygnematophyceae, Desmidiales, Closteriaceae.
AUGUCUGCUGGCUUGACUCUUUCCCAUCUGCCUCGUGACUGCCCCAAUCGCGCCGCAAUCAUGUCUCGCCGACCGCGCACUUGUCCGCGAACAGAUCUCUCCUUUGCUAGCGCUUCCCCUUCCGCGCGCCCGUUUCCGACCCACGGGGAGCUGUUGGCGGGCGUGCUGGCGCUGCUGGACCCGCUGCUGCUGCUGCGCGCGCGCCUCGUGUGCGCGGAGUGGUGCCACGUCAUCAGCUCCUCGCGCCACCUGUGGCAGCGCGUGGUGGAGCGACAAGUGGCGCUGGCCGAUAGGGCACGCUCUGGGGCAGGUAUCGCCAUGGAGAAAGUUGAAGGGGGAAACGCGGAGCGCGGAAAUGCGGAAGUAAGGGGAGGAGCCGCGAGUGGCGAGGGGAAUAGGUUGGGCGGGGGCGAAAAGAAGGGUGCAGCGGGGAGGGGAGCAGAGGAAGGGGGCGGAAAGGCUGGGAGUGGGGGCGGGGGAAGGGAGCCGGGAAGAGGGGAGGAGAGCGCAGAGGGGGGAAGUGGGGGGGAAGAGGUGGAGGGGAUGGGGAGUGAGGGCGUGCGCACGGCCGUGGGGAUGGCGGUGGGCGCGGAGCAGAGGCGGCGCUACGGGCGCGGGGAAGUGAGGGUGUGUUUGAUGCGUGGUCACACAAGAGGGAGGGUGAACGGGGUGGCGAUGCGGCAUGGCGCCGUAGCUACUGGCGGCUCUGAUGAUUGUGUGCGCCUAUGGCAGGUCCCUGCACUCCCUGCACUCCCCUCCCCGCCCUCCUCGCACCGUUCUGCUGCCUCCUCGGCCCCCUCCCCGCCCUCCGCCUUGCCUGCCUGUCGUCAGACGGCUUGCUUCCCCUCACCAGCUGCUCAGCCCAUCACAGCCGUUGAUCUAACAGACAUCAUGGUGCUUGCAGCAUCGGGCACACAGGUCUUUGCGUGGAACAAGGAGACCGGGAAGCUUCUCAGAAGCUUCGGCGGCCACCACCAGCGCGUUCGCACAAUGAGCUACGAUGACACGGACCUGCUAGCAGCAUGCAGCGACGGCACUGUUCAUGUGUACGACAUAUACAGCGGCACGACCACCCACAUCCUCCGCCCACACGCCCGGGCACGUGGCGGGGCAACUGCCAUGAGCUACAGUGGCAGCAUGGGGCUGCUGCUGUCAGGCGGCACGGAUGGCACGGUUCGUCUUACUGACUGCCGCUCCUCGCUGCAACUGCACACCCUGCUCGUCACCGACCCCUCCCCAGUGACGUCAGUGCUGCUCUCCGUGCCCAGCAACAGAGUGAUGGCAGCAUCGGCAUCGGGGCACCUGCGAGUGUGGGACCUCAGCCCACGUAUUCUUACUGCCACUUUCUCGUCCUCCCCUUCCCACCUCCCCAAAUUUAUUCUAUCCCUCUUACCAUGUCAUCUCUCCCCCGCCCUCCCCCUCCACAGGUCUCCUGCUCGCACACUCAUGGAUAUCGCCAUCUCUCCCCCCACCCACACCACACUCGCCCUCCCCUCCUCCCCACUCGCGCUCCCGCCUGUUCUGCUGACAGCUGGCGCCACAGGAUUGGUCCAAAUCCUGGAUGCCGCCUCCCUCGCUCCCCUUCGCCGCCUGAGCCGCCCUCCACUUGCUGAGCUGGCUCUGGGCGGCGGGGCAGGGGUUGCAGUUGAGGUGGAUCGGUGUGGUGGGGCAGGGGAGGGACAGGGAUCAUUGCGUUUGGGAUCAGGGCAAGGCAUGCGGGAAGGUGGAGAAGAUAAGGGGCAGGGCCAGAGUCAGGUGGCUAGGGGCAGCAGGGGAGUGCAUGCUUCGAUAGGGGAAAACGGGGCAGCUGCUGGUGUGAGUAGUGGGGGGGUGUCAGGAGGUGCAGCAUCUGGGGUGACUGGCAUCGCUGCAAGAACAUCCACAUUUGUCACAUCACAUGUUGAUGGAACUGGCACCUUAUGGUUUGCUGGUCUAUAA